This is a messenger RNA of Suillus fuscotomentosus, 972 nucleotides long. Its product is annotated as pre-RNA processing PIH1/Nop17-domain-containing protein. The record is from RefSeq and is a predicted model, not a curated record. Gene Ontology annotation, cellular component: ribonucleoprotein complex; R2TP complex; cytoplasm. The transcript has 4 exons. Lineage: Eukaryota; Fungi; Basidiomycota; Agaricomycetes; Boletales; Suillaceae. The coding region runs from base 1 to 972 and encodes 323 amino acids. Gene Ontology annotation, biological process: box C/D snoRNP assembly; rRNA processing.
AUGUCCUCCUCAAUCAGUCUAACGCUAAAUCCACUCCCCGGUUUCUGCGUAAAAUCUAGCGCGCUCCAACAAGCCGUCGUCCCCAGAACCGCCACUAGUCUUCUUGCUAGUGCGCCCUCCGACACUCUAGGAGCACCAAUCACUAUCCCAAAAGGACUUAAAGUUUUUGUUAACAUAGCUUGGGACACGAACGUGCCUCCACCUCCACCUGGUAGUGAAGACACGAUUCAGAAAGUAAUUCGUGGCCAAGACUACAAUGAAUCGAAUUCCGAUGGAUGGUUCAUCCCAAUCCUAGUGUCAGAUCCUCGCGAUGACAAAGACAAAGCCGGGAAACCGGCCCUUGUCGUCGACUGUGUCCUUAACCCAUCCAUCAAGUCUCGCACCCUGAAAGAAGCCGACUUCAAAGCGUUCAUUAUAGAACUUGCGUUGCAGCGUGUUGAGUCACACACCUCACUUGAGCUUUCCCGGCAGAUUGGCACGCCUAACAUCGCCUCGAAAGGCAAACCUGUGUCGCGCCAAGUGAUUGUGCCUAGAAUCCUCUUUCCGCCCGGUCACCCUCACCACAAAUCCGACGCUAAGACUACUCUCAUUCAGGAACUACCUUCUCCAACAGCUAUAGCGCCGGCCUCAAAAGUUGAGAGGAUACUCAAAAGUGCUACGCCCACAUGGACAUGGACUCCGACGAAAGACCACCGUAAAAUCCGCUUCAUCAUCAAUGUGCCCAAUCUGACUCGCGCGCACAUCUCAAAUUCAACGCUCGAUGUAGAACCAAGAAGAGUGAUGCUACACGUUCCUUCGUUAUACGACUUAGAUAUCAACCUCGAUGUGCCACCAGACACCGAGCCUACUACGGCCACGUACGGUCGUCUUGGCGAAGCCGCCACAGAGCUCAAAAGGUUUAGAGAUCUCGAUGUGGAUGGUGCCAAGGCGGAGUGGAGGGUAGCCGAAAAGGUUAUAGUUCUCCUGGCUUAA